Molecule: messenger RNA, 465 nt
Organism: Psylliodes chrysocephalus
Lineage: Eukaryota; Metazoa; Arthropoda; Insecta; Coleoptera; Chrysomelidae
Source: the annotation of a GenBank genome assembly
AUGAGUGGACAACAUUAUGUUACGUUAUCAUCCGUCAUAAUUCUCACAAAAGGUUUGGAGAGUAUGCCGAAGGAUCUAAAUUCAGAAACUUCAUUUGAAUUAACCCGAACAAUGACCAGCAAAAUGUUAAACAGCAUAAUUAAUAGACUAGGAGCCAUAGAGACCAGUAAUUCACUCCUAAUUUCAACAUUUUUGGAUCCAAAAUUCAAGAAUAUUGGAUUUUUAAGUGAAUCAGUCGCCGAAAGGGCCAAGAAAUUAGUAAUAAACAUUGUGUCUCAAAAAAUUGAAAGAGACACAGAAACGACUAGUCGUCAAGCCGAAACGACUGUUGAUCUAGCGAUUAACGAGGCAUCUACAGAAUUAGCUGCAAAAAAGAUUAAACUUUCAAUUUGGAGCCAUUUUGAAGAAAAAAAAAGCGGCUGCAUUUCAGCCAGUGUGUACAUAUUCCUCAAGGGCUAUUGUUGA